GGGACUUCGGGAGCAGAUAUGGCAGAGGGCGAGGAUGCUGAAGAGGAGACUGUUACGCAGUUUCUGAUAGGCGUUGGCCUUGAGUGCCUCAUAAAACUGUUCUCCAGACAGAAGAUAACCAUGGAUAUUCUAAAGGAGAUGACUUCAGAUAACUUGAAAGAGGCUGGGAUACAGGAGUAUGGUUACAGACAUAAGAUUAUUAAAGAAGUCGAAAAAAUGAAAGGGAUUUCAGCGUCUUCUCAACGGUCAACAUAUCAACGGAAAAGAAAGGCAAUCAUUGAACAGCAAAGCUUGAUAUCCAGAAAGAAACGCAGCGAUCAUAGAAAAAGAAACUAUCCAGUUUUUUGUCGCAAAUCCAUGUUACCAAGACCACAAAUUCAUAAGAUGACCGCCUCGACACAGACAUCCUUCCCUCCAUCACGGAAUUAUUUGUCAAGUACGAGGGAUUCAAAUAUACAUGGAAUGAUGCAAACCAUUUCUACUCAAAAUAGUCCACAAACAAUUACUUCCAACAAUUUGAUUAAUACAAUUACAACCACCUUUCCUGUCGCUAGCAAUAGUCAAUUUACAACAAGAAGUAACAACCAAACGACAUUGGAAAAUGUCCAGUCAAUAUCAACAGCCAAGCUCAAUCCACUGUCGGGUUAUAUCCAAGGCACGAGUCAGUCAAAGAAACUACCUAGCCAAUCCUUGGUCAGUCUAUCAGUCACGUCUUGUAGCACUUCCUCCUCAUCAACAUUGACUUCUUUGAAUUGUUCAUCAGUGUUGUCAUCUCCAUGUUCUUCGCAUCUAACGCUUACAUAUGACAAUGAUGACGCCAUUACAGAGGACGAAAAUAGGUUCUUGAGAUUUUACUUGUUGGCACAGCUGGGCACUGACGCUCUGAGAAUGGCAUUUGACAAUAAAGUUCCACCAUCCCUCUUGGCAUCUCAUCUACAGACUCAUAAAUGCAAACUACUGGAGAAAUGUGCCUCUCAGAGGAAAGUCCUUUUCCCAGGCGGUUCUGUAUCAACAAAAAACUUUGAUACAACUUUGCUCUAUGCUCUUUUCCGUAAUACAUUGAGUGUUACGCAGCCAUCUAACGGUUGGGGAAAUGAUCCUUUUCCUUACAAUACCUCUCUUACUGAUGACGUAGAGCGAGUAAGGAUACACAGAAACUCCAUCUGUCAUGGGAAGACUUCAAUGGAUCUAUCGAUCUUUCAAAGGAACUGGUCUGAUUUAUCAGAAGCAAUUUUUCGUCUUAGUAAUGGAUCAUUGAAAAAAGAAACCUCUUCUUUGGAGACGAGAAAAUUUGAUAAGAAAGCGAGGAAGAGUAUCAUGGAUGACUUUGAUCUUUUGAAAUAUAGAGUCUCAGAGCUAGAGCAGACUCACAUACCAGCGCACAUUAAAGAACGUCAAACAGAUGAGGUAAAACUCUGGGAGGAAGACGACGAGGUGUUUUGCGAAACUCGGGCCUAUAAAGAAUUUGAAGAAUUGAUGAAUAUUCAUAAUGUUGUCACCAUCAUUGGGGGACCGGGUACUGGUAAAACAGCAAAGGCACGCCAUUUAGCAAUCAAAUACAAAAGCGAGGGAUGGGAGAUCAUCCCGGUCAUUUGUUUAGAGGAUAUCAAAAACUUUGGACAUUCCUAUGUGAAACAGAUUUUUUUGUACGAUGAUCCAGCAGGUGUGUUUGGGUUUGAUAGGUCAAGAUACAAUUCCUUGGUAGAUUUUACAAAAACGAUUAAGCUCUUAUCAGAAAAACAAACAAAGUUCAUUUUUACUUGUAGAAAAUCAGUGUAUUAUGAGGGUAGAAAAUUAGAUCUGUACAUAUUUCAAAAUACAAUCGAUAUCGAAAACGAACGAAUAUCCCUUUUGCCAACUGAAAUGAAAGAAAUGCUCACUAUUCAUUGUGAAAAGUGCAAAGUUGAAAAGUCUGUUUAUCAAUCCCUGUCACUUAAGUCAGGAUCUGUGAUGUUUCCUUUACUAUGCAAACUGUUUUCGAAAGAAACACAAUACCAAAAAGAAGGCAAACGAUUUUUUGAAAUGCCUAAAAAGUGCCUGAUUGAGGAAUUCCAGAAAAUGAAACUUUUAAACAAGAUUCACUACGCCUCAUUAGUUCUCUGUGUGCUUUCACAGAAUAGGCUAAACAUGCAGGAAUGGAAGGAUACUGAAACCCUUAGUCACAUGACAAAACAGUUCAGGAUAGAGGGGUCACUAUCUGAUUUGCAAGUAUGCGAUGCAUUAAACCAAAUGAAUGGAACGUAUGUCAUCAAAAUUGAUGAAAUAUACGCUUUUGUUCACGACUCUAUUUUUGAAGUAAUGGCAUACAUGUACGGGAGAGAGUUCCCCGAAAUGAUCAUAUCAAAGAUGAACAGUGGAUAUAUUUCUAGAUGUGUAAGGCUCAGAACAGAUGCUAACUCAAAUCUUAAUUCAUCUGUUAUUAUUCCAAAAGAAACUUACUCUGUUCUGGCUGAAAGACUUUAUCUUGAUAUCAAAGAGAAACAGUUUUAUGAUGUCUUCCAAAAUGAAUGUUUAAAAGAGCUAUCUUUUAUACAGGUCUUCAUAGAAUAUCUACAUACUAAGUCAAACGAAGAAUUAGCUGAAGCCUUUCUGAAAGGUCAUGAUUAUGUCCCUCAUCUUAUCGCCACAGAAUUUAUUGAUAAGGUUGAGGAAGGACGCAAGUACAUUUUCGAAAGGCUCAUUGUUUGUGAAACAUACUCCGAGGUAAUGACCGAUUCUUUUAUGGUUGAAGAUGAAGAAAUGCCUGAAAAUAUAACAACAUAUAAAACAAAAUAUCAGAUUCGGGCUCUCAACUGGGUAGUUGCUUAUGGUCACGAGGAUCUUCUAAAAUUCCUUGUUGAUAAAUACAUUCUUUAUGAGCUUACUUGUAGAAAAAUAUUUGGAUUUUCCUUAUCUGAGCAAUCUCAUCUUCUUGUGCUGAGUACUUUUAGUGCAAAUUCACAAAUUACAAAGAAAUUGAUUGGAUACUUGGAGAAUAAUUGUAUUGACAAUAGUCCUAGUGGAAAAUUCGACUCACUAAAUAUCCACAUGUGUUUUACACCUCUUACUGCUGCAUGCAUAGGAUACAAUUGUGAAAUCGUAGAUGCCUUGCUUGAUGCUGGUGCAGAUAUUAACAAACGUGAUGACACGCCUGAAGGAGAUACACCACUGACUCAUGUAGCCAAACAAGGAAAUGAAAAGAUGUUGGAUCAUUUAAUAAAGAAAAAUGCCAAUAUUGACAAGAUCAAUGGUGUUAAUAAGUCACCAUUGUAUUGUGCCUCAUAUUUCGGCCAUUUCAGCGUCGUUCAAAACUUGCUUACCAACGACGCUAACAUUAACAUAUGUGAUGCUUACAAUAAAUCUCCUUUAUUUAUUGCUGCCGAAAAGGGAUUUUUGAAAAUAGUAGAAGUAUUAGUGAACAAUGGAGCAGACAUUACAAUCUGUGAAAAUAAUGAAAAGAAGACAGCUUUAUUUCAGUCUAUUAAUAAUAAUUACUUUGACAUUUCGAGGAUUCUAGUUAAAUCCGGUGUAUAUGAAAUGCUUCUAAGUAACAAAAUCAUUGAUCUGAUGUUAAGUAAAGGAUUCGAUCUGAAUGUUCUGGACAGUGAAGGUAGAACAAUAAUACAAUGGGCUAUACAGAAACAAGAUAUUGAUCUUUUUAUAAAGUUAAUUGAUCAUGGAGCUAAAAUUGAUAGUCUGUUGGAAAAUGAGAUAAAUUCCAUUUUGUCAUAUGUCUCAGUGUCGUAUGAUUUUGAUGUUUUGAAGAUUAUCUUGAAAACGUUUGACCAGCCAAGGUGUCCUGAUAUUCCUUGGAGUUAUUUGCAUUUAUUGAAAGCUUCAGCCAAAGAUAAUAUUGAAGCAGUCAAGUUUCUGUUAAACCGUAACUUCCAUUCUGAAGACCGAGAUGAAGCAAUGCAAAAAGCCUUUACUAUUGCAAUAAAUAGAGGGAACCUGGAUCUUGUUAGAACACUGGUGGUGCAUGGAGUAGACCUUAAUAUUUCAAAUGAAAAAUUUACCAACAAUUGCACUCCAUCACUUUUCUCCACAGAGAAUAUAAAUGGAGAUAAAAAAAGACAGGCUGAUUUAGGUUUUCGGGAAAAAGAAACACCAUUGCAUAUAGCAAUAAGGCGUGGACAUCCUGAAAUUGUUAAAUAUUUAGUAGAAAAUGGAGCCAAUAUUAAUUUGUAUAAUCACGAAUACAAAACACCAUUACAUAAAGCAUCAGAAUAUGGAAACACGGAGAUUAUUAUGCAACUGGUAGAACAUGGGGACAAUAUUAAUCUUGCUACGUUAUGGGAGGGCGAAGCACCGUUACAUAUAGCCUCAGAAUACGGGCAUACCGAAAUUGUUAAAUAUCUAUUAAGACGUGGGGCGAAGGUUAAUGUUUUUGAUAUCUGGAAAAAAACGCCAUUGUCUAAUGCAUCGGAAAACGGUCACAAAGAUAUUGUUAAGCAUCUAGUAGAACAUGGAGCCAAAGUCAAUGUUCGAGUCGAUUGGAAUGAAGCAACAUCAUUAUAUUUAGCAGCACAAUUUGGACACAAAGAUAUUGUUAAACAUCUAAUAGAAAAUAAUGCUAGGGUCAAUGAUUGUGAUCUUUGGAAAAACGAAACUCCAUUGCUGAAAGCAGCCCAGAAUAAAUAUAUGGAAAUUGUUAAGUUUCUUUUGGAACAUGGAGCUGAUGUCAACCUUUGUGAUCGUCGCAAGAGAACACCAUUACAUUACGCAGCACAAAACGGAUGUACAGAGAUUGUCAAACUUCUAGUUCAAUUUGGAGGCAAAAUCAAUCUUUGUGACAACUCGGACAAAACCCCAUUACAGUAUGCAGAAGAAUACAAACACAUAGAGGUCCUUCAACAUUUCAUAGAUCAUGGAGCCAAUAUUUACUUCCUGAGCAGUGGAACAAAUCAGUAUUACAUAAAGCAUACAUCUGUUAAGUGAAUAUAUUUUCAAACAUGUAACACUUAAGAGGUAGUUCACUAGAAAACAAGGCAAUAUGAAAGAAAAGGCUGCACAUCAAAUAUGACAAUUAUUUGAUUGUUUCUUGAAAAUUAUAUGUCUAUGUAGGCUAAUUUAAUUGAACAUUUGUUUGAAAAUACAUGUAACAUAAAUUUAAA
This is a messenger RNA of Saccostrea echinata, 5093 nucleotides long. RefSeq lists its product as uncharacterized. The record is from RefSeq and is a predicted model, not a curated record. NCBI's taxonomy places the organism in Eukaryota, Metazoa, Mollusca, Bivalvia, Ostreida, Ostreidae. Bases 19 to 4917 code for a protein of 1632 amino acids. Gene Ontology annotation, molecular function: protein binding. The transcript has 7 exons.